GGCAUUCAUCAUUUCAUUUAUCAAGAGCGUGUGACAUUGGCAAUGGAAAAUUGCACAGUAGGGUAUAGGCUAAAGUGCAGCAGAAGGAUUAAGAGGAUUAGCUUUGGGUAUUGAGCACAAUCCACGCGUGAUGUGAAGCCUCAAGCCUCUCUCAAAUUUCAAAACCCAAGAACCCCUUUCUCUUUCUCAGCUCUCUCUUAUAUAUAAUACUACUACUGGUCCUCUUGUUUCCUUAAUUCACUAGCUUAUUUUCCAUUUCAUAACCACUAUUUAUCUGCAUUCUGCUUAGCUUAGCCUUGGGUGUUGAUCAGCACAAAGACAUGUCUAUGGUGGAAGUGAGAGUUCCAAAUCUUGACUGUGAGGGAUGUGCUUCCAAGUUAAAGAAAGCUCUCUUCAAGCUCAAAGGUGUUGAAGUAGUGGAAAUAGAGAUGGAGAUCCAAAAGAUAAGCGUGAGAGGGUACGCGUUGGAUGAAAGGAAAGUGCUAAAGGCGAUUAAGCGAGCUGGAAAAGCAGUAGAGCCAUGGCCAUUUCCUGGUUACUCAUCUCAUUAUGCAUCAUUUUACAAGUACCCUACAUACAUUAAGAACCAUUACUAUGACACCUACAAAAACGAAACCACCACCGGCGUACAUACCUUCUUCCACACUCCGGCAGCUUAUUCCGUCGCCGUGGCGUCCGAUGAGGCCAUUGCUUCGCUCUUUAGUGAUGACAAUCCACAUGCUUGCACUAUUAUGUGA
Fragaria vesca subsp. vesca is the source of this 737-nucleotide messenger RNA. RefSeq names its product heavy metal-associated isoprenylated plant protein 26-like. Lineage: Eukaryota; Viridiplantae; Streptophyta; Magnoliopsida; Rosales; Rosaceae. The transcript has 3 exons. Gene Ontology annotation, molecular function: metal ion binding. Bases 321 to 737 code for a protein of 138 amino acids. The record is from RefSeq and is a predicted model, not a curated record.